Ictalurus furcatus (blue catfish) is the source of this 619-nucleotide messenger RNA. RefSeq names its product interferon alpha-inducible protein 27-like protein 2A. Lineage: Eukaryota; Metazoa; Chordata; Actinopteri; Siluriformes; Ictaluridae. The coding region runs from base 123 to 560 and encodes 145 amino acids. The record is from RefSeq and is a predicted model, not a curated record. Gene Ontology annotation, cellular component: mitochondrion; membrane. Gene Ontology annotation, biological process: apoptotic signaling pathway. The transcript is spliced from 4 exons.
CAGGAGGUGGGAUUUUACAGGAAACGUAAAGCGAAAGGGUUUUUGUUUAUUCCACUGCGCUGAGAUAUCUGCACCUGACUGCUCUUUCCCUUCUCACAGUAUUGGAUUUUAUACAUUUCAGCAUGAAAAAGUUCUUCAAAGAUUUGGCUGGGGUCGCUGCUGGGGUUGUUGUUGGAGUCGCUGCUGGAGCAGUGGGUGCAGUCGUGGUAGUCCCUGCUGCACUAGGGUUGGUGGGCUUCACCGCGGGUGGCAUCACAGCAGGGUCCUUCGCUGCCGGUAUGAUGUCAUCAGCUGCUAUCGCUAAUGGAGGAGGAGUGGCAGCAGGCAGCCUGGUGGCUGUUCUUCAGUCAGUAGGAGCCGCUGGCUUGUCGGCUGCCACAACGGCAAGCGUGGCGUCUACAGGCGGGUUGAUCGGCGGUGCGGUGGGGUGGCUUUCUGGUGGUAGUCAUGGGGAUCAACCUCCUAAGCCUGAAGAUUCUACUGGAGAUUCAUCAGAAACAGAUGAUGAUGAUGAUGACACUUCAAACAGCCUUCCUUCCAUGGAACUGCAAAAGUCUUAAUUUUGUGUGUGUGUGUGUGUGUGUGUGUGUACCAAAAUACAUACAUACUGAGUACUUAA